AUGGCAAGCUCUACCCAACGUGACACUUUCGGCCUCACUGGGACGGAGACGCGCCUUCUCCUUCUCUCUACGGUUUUCGUGAAUGAUGAUGGCAAGGUUGACUUUGACAGAAUUGCCAAGAAAACCCAUGUCGAGCCUGCUAGCGCCAAAACCGUGUACGGCAAGACCAAGAAGAAGCUCCUGAAGAACCUCGGAGACGAUGCCCCCCUCACUCCCACUAAGCGCAAGCCUCAGCCCGAGGCUGAAGCCGAGACCAAAUUCGAGGCCCUUGUCCCAGCGGACGAUUCUGAGUAG
Messenger RNA from Penicillium pulvis, 294 nucleotides. RefSeq lists its product as uncharacterized. The record is from RefSeq and is a predicted model, not a curated record. Lineage: Eukaryota; Fungi; Ascomycota; Eurotiomycetes; Eurotiales; Aspergillaceae. The transcript has 2 exons. The coding region runs from base 1 to 294 and encodes 97 amino acids.